This is a messenger RNA of Paramuricea clavata, 340 nucleotides long. Lineage: Eukaryota; Metazoa; Cnidaria; Anthozoa; Malacalcyonacea; Plexauridae. The record is from the annotation of a GenBank genome assembly.
GAAGUUGUUGUGGAAUAUAAAUUCCCAUGGACACACCGACUCAGUGAUGCCAAAGAGGCAUUUCUUAGUCCAGAAAUUGGGGGUAUGCAAGUUGCAGGACAUUUUCAGUUGAAAACGACCUCCAAGUACUAUCACCAAGUGCAGAUGCAAAUGUUUGUGCUGUGCCUUUUGUCAUGUGACUUUGUUAUUUGGACUACAAAGGGUAUCUUGACAGUUGAAAUAGCAUAUAAUGUUGGAUUUAUGAAUGCCAUUCUACUUAAAUUGGAGAAAUUUUGGAUAUCCCAAAUUGCAACACUGCUGAUAGCACAAGUGUCUCGCAACAUGCCUGUGCAAAACCAAG